This is a messenger RNA of Trichoderma citrinoviride, 1059 nucleotides long. RefSeq lists its product as hypothetical. Lineage: Eukaryota; Fungi; Ascomycota; Sordariomycetes; Hypocreales; Hypocreaceae. The record is from RefSeq and is a predicted model, not a curated record. The transcript has 4 exons. The coding region runs from base 1 to 1059 and encodes 352 amino acids.
AUGGAGUCGUCGGCUUCUGCUGCUGCUGCUGCUGCUGCUGCCCAACCGUCCUUGGUCACGACCACUCUCCUCGUUGUCGCCAUUGUCUUCCCCAUCCUGGGCACCAUCGCCGUCGGGCUGCGCUGCUACACGAGAAUCAUCAAGAAGCAGAGGCUCUCCAGCGAUGACUGGGUGUGUGUCCUGGCCCAGGUGGCAGCGUGGGGAAUCUCCAUUGACAUCUUCGUGGCUGGGGGGCUGGCAGGGGUCGACUUCACGUACUCGACUCUGGAUCCCCUCUCUGCAGCCGUGAUAUUUCUUCGUGCUCUAUGGAUCGAGGGGUUCCCUCUCGUGUUCAGUCUGGUCUUUGUCAAGAUUGCCAUUCUCCUUUUCUACUCGCGCAUCUUCACUACCCGCAUGUUCAAGCUGGCCGUACGCAUCUACAUCGGCAUCCUGUCGGCAUGGUGCAUUGCCAUGAUCGUGUGCCAACUGCUUGCGGCCAACCCCAUUGACGCUGCCUGGAACCCGCUGGCCGUCAACCCCCUGCGGUACAACUACAACGACUUCUCGCUCGCCUUUGCGGGCAUGAGCAUCGUCUUCGACGUCAUCGUGCUGCUGUUCCCCAUCCCCGUCAUCCGCAAGCUGCAGAUGGACCGCGCGCGCAAGCUGCAGGUCCUCGGCAUCUUCUGGCUCGGCAUCUUCUGCUGCAUCUCGUCCGCCGUGCGCUUCUACUACCUCUACAAGGAGAUCAGCCGCACCAUCGCCGCCACGGGCUCGGACCGCUACCUCAACAUGUCGGCCGCCUUCAUCUGGGGCACCAUCGAGCCCAACACCAGCAUCGUGGCCGCGUGCCUGCCGUGCUACGCGCCGCUCUUUGCCAAGGUCGGCGGGCUGCCCACGCUGCUGGCCAACUUUGGGAGCCUCUUCUCGAGCAGUCGCGGUAGCAGGGCGAAGGCGAGGAACGGAAGCGAUCUGCUGGCUUCCGGGGAUAGUGCGCAGAGUCUUCCAUUAAUAGAGUUCCUCGUCUUUGAGACUAUCAUCCGAGCUAUUGGUAUCACCAGCACCUGGUACUAUGAUGCAUGA